Molecule: messenger RNA, 1158 nt
Organism: Stegostoma tigrinum
Lineage: Eukaryota; Metazoa; Chordata; Chondrichthyes; Orectolobiformes; Stegostomatidae
Gene: sptssa
Product: serine palmitoyltransferase, small subunit A
Exons: 4
Coding region: 312-518 (68 amino acids)
Biological process (GO): ceramide biosynthetic process
Cellular component (GO): serine palmitoyltransferase complex
Molecular function (GO): serine C-palmitoyltransferase activity
Source: RefSeq, a predicted model, not a curated record
UGGAAUAGGGCGGCUCCGGCUCCGCCGCUGUCGACGAGAAGGGGGUUGGCAACAGGACGGGGUCCUGGAUAAUUAAUGUCCGGUGCUUAAAUGAAUUGAGAACUUCAUAGACUUGCUGGCCUUGUACUGAACCAGGUAUAAACCGGAAAUGUUGAAAGACGUUCUAGAAGACAUGUUCAGCAGUUGUUGACUUUGGUGUUUGGCAGUCAAAUCCAAGUCAUAUGAGCACUCCUGCAUGACUGGCCCGAUGUUAAUGCAGGACGGAGAGAACAAGCUUGUUGCAGUAUUUGGAGGAAAUCAAACCAGUGACCAUGGCACUGGGAACAGCAUGGAAACAGAUGUCUUGGCUUUACUACCAGUAUCUGUUGAUUACUGCACUCUACAUGUUAGAACCCUGGGAAAGAACCAUAUUCAACUCCCUAUUAAUAUCUAUUGUUGGGAUGGCUGUAUACACCGGUUAUGUGUUUAUGCCUCAGCAUAUUAUGGCAAUAUUGCACUACUUUGAGAUUGUUCAAUGACUGCCUUAAGCCAGAAUGAAGACCAGAAACACACAAGGGAGAAAGAAGGUUCCUCUUCAAUGACUGGUUGGUUUUAAAUAACUGUCAAGAAUGCUGUUGAAGAUCAACCUUGUUGGACUAUAAAGGAAGUAGAAGUUUAUAGCGUGGCAAAUCAAAAUGGUGUGGAGUGUAUUUCUUGGUUUUGUAUUUAUUGUUUUAAUAUGCAUUCUUGCAACAUAAUGAGGUGCCCUUGUUUGUUAAUCUAGUUAUUAUAUUUACUAAUGUGAGUGCUUUAAUUGCCUUUGAUAUUGUGCACAUUGCAUUGUGAAUGUGUUAGUUGUACAUUUUUUAAGAAAAAUGUCAAUUGGUGUGAAGCAUUCCAUAUAUACAUAUAAGUAAUUCAAGUAAACUUGGACCUAAGAUUGAUUAAAUAUUUGGUAAUGUCAAGCUAUAAAGAAAACAAAUUUUUAAACUUUUUUGAGCUUUUUGGCAGUUGAAGAUCUAAUUGGAAUUUUCACGAGAUGCAUAUUUUGAAGUAUGUUUCAUUUUUAAUACCAUUUGUGAAGUGAUCUUGCUCACCUAUAAGACUUGUAUAGAAUUCUAAAUAAUGUCAUUUUUUGGUGUUCUACAAUUCAUACUAAAUAUAAAAUACUUGUGAUGA